Molecule: messenger RNA, 1654 nt
Organism: Gasterosteus aculeatus aculeatus (three-spined stickleback)
Lineage: Eukaryota; Metazoa; Chordata; Actinopteri; Perciformes; Gasterosteidae
Product: complement receptor type 1
Source: RefSeq, a predicted model, not a curated record
UGCGCCCUCCCUUAUAAAUUGACAUUUGUUGUGGGAUUUAUUCAGUCAAUUACUCAGCGCACCUGACGGACAAGACAUGAGGGACGUCGCGAGGAUUUUUCUGCUUUUAUCGUUCGCCUUACUCGCUUCCGCCCUAGGUCAAGUCCCAGAGGACUGCUCGGCCCCGCCGGAGUUUCCUCACACGCGGCUCCUGAAGAAGUACACCGGCACGCGCAAGUUCUCCAGCGGGGAGAAGGUGCGCUACGGCUGCCGGGAGGACUCCGCUCCCUCCGCGGGGAGCACAGCCGUGCGCUGCGACGCUGGCAGAUGGAGCCAGCUCACUCUGAAGUGCGCCAAGAUCUCCUGUGGCAACGCCGGGGAGCUUCCUCACGGAGAGUUCCAGUAUGAAGGGGACACGGUCGUGGGGGAGAGAGUUUAUGCCGUAUGCAGAGAGGGAUACACGUUGAAAGGACUCAACUACAUGACGUGCAAGACGUCGGGCUGGACCGGUGAAUUCCCGACUUGUGUAGAGGGAGAGACCACCUGCUCCCCCCCUGCCGUGGCCCACUCCGCGAACCGCACCGGAGAGGUUCCCGUGCACCGGGCGGGAGACCACCUGACCUUCUCGUGCGCUCCUGGUUUCCAGCUGGACGGCGCUCAGCGCAUCACCUGUGGCCCCGAUGGCCUGUGGCGGCCCCCGGCCCCCCGGUGCCUGCCCCUGCCCGAUGAAACACGGUCCCCCGACGGAGGCGCAGGGCGAUGCGGCGUUCCGGUCACCGGCCGCCACUCCAACGCCGAGCUCGCCGACCGCUACUUGGGAACCGCCUCCUUCGCCUCCGGGGACAGAGUCCACUACGCGUGCGGCGUGGGACACGCGCAAGCGGGCGGCAGCAGGUAUCGCACGUGUGUGGCGGGAAAGUGGACCCCGCUGCUGCUCAAGUGUGAACGGAAGCUGUGCGGCUCUGCAGGAGAGAUCCUGAACGGCCAGUUCGAGUAUUCUGGAGUGAUGUUUGGAGACAAGGCGACGGCGGUGUGUGACGAGGGCCACCGUCUUGUCGGGCAGGCAACCAGAUACUGCCUGAGUGGCGGUUGGGACGGUCGUGUUCCUGUCUGUGAAGCUGUUGCCUGUGAGGAGCCUCCAGAGGAGACCAACGCAGUGAUGAUGGACCCUCAGGAGUCCGGCUACACAUACAGUUCUGUGAUCCGCUAUCAGUGUCGUGUGGGAACUCCGAUCGGAAAAAGGAACAUUUGGUGCACCAAGGACGGGACAUGGAGUGAUCCUCCUCCUAAAUGCAAAGUAAUAACGUGUCCGGAUCCAAAUGUGCCUCAUGCCUACUGGAGGGGACGUCGGUACAAGUUGUUCCAGGACAGAGACAGCGUAGUGAUACACUGUUACCCCGGUUACAGAAAGACCGGCCCAAGAGCCGUUACCUGUGGUGCCAACGGAUGGUCACCUGGCCUCCCUAAAUGUAAUCGUUUCAGCCGGAAGUGAUCACGACCGAAGAAGUUGAAACUACAUCCUUCCGUCCAACAGCAGAGGAUUGAAAAAACGGUUUCUUGAGCUUUUUCUUCCUUCGAAAAGUAGUCAUAAUACUCCAACAGCGAUAUUUUUGUACUUACUCAAAAGACUUUUGUAAACUCCUUUAUAGAGACAUUAAAAUCUGUUUGAAAUGAA